AUGGCGCCGAAGCGGAAGCCCGCCGCAGCGGCGGAGCGGGACCCUGACGGCAUAUUCCGCGGCAUCUCCGCUUUCAUCGUUCCCCACGGCGUCCAGGCUCGCCGCCUCGAGGUGUGGAAGCAGAGGCUGGUGCAGAUGGGGGGCCGAGUCGUGGAGAAGCCCACCAAGGGCGAGCUGGCCGGGGUCAACCACGUGUUGGCCAUGGACGCCAAGGCGCUGCUCCGGGAGCUCGACGCCGCCUGGCUCCACCGCUUCAGCGGGAGUGUGGUAUCCUUUGAAUGGAUGGAGGAGUGCCUCAAGUCCGGGGAGAGGCUGCCCAACCACAAGUUUGCAAUCAAUUACGAAGAGGAAUUAAAGCCAAAGAAUGCGGUUGGCACUGGAAAUUUAGGUGCGCCGCAGCCCGCUAAAAGAACCAAAAUGUCGUGUGAGUAUCCUGGGGACUGCCAGAGAAUUAGUGGAGGGGAUAGGGAGAGCGAACUAGCAGCUGGAGGGUCUCCUGGUGCAAGUGCACUUGCGGUUGAAGGAUCAAGUGCUGGAAAGCAGCCUAACCAGUAUGCAAGUAGCCAAAGUAGCUCAGCAGAUUCCAAGGAUACUGUAGGUUCUCAUGGUACAUUUGACAUAGAGGAAGUCUCUUCUGGAGGACCCAGCAUAUAUGCUCCAGCAGACUUGAACAGGAACAUCACCAAAAUUUUCGGAAGGCUUAUUGAUAUAUAUAGGGCCCUGGGAGAAGACAGAAGAUCAUUUAGCUAUUACAAGGCCAUACCGGUUAUUGAGAAAUUGCCAUUCAAAAUCGAAAGUGCUGACCAAGUCAAAGGUCUCCCUACUAUCGGGAAAUCUUUGAAAGACCAUAUAAAUGAAAUAGUCACCACUGGAAAACUCUCCAAGCUGGAACACUUUGAGAAUGAUGAAAAGGUACGGACCAUCAGUUUAUUCGGUGAAGUUUGGGGAGUUGGUCCUGCAACUGCACUCAAGUUAUAUGAAAAGGGACACCGUACUCUUGAUGAUCUACGCAAAGAUGAAUCACUUACAAAUGCACAGAGGAUUGGAUUGAAGUUCUUUGAUGAUAUCAAGCAAAGAAUACCCUGGCAUGAAGUUAGCGAGAUGGAGAAGCUUUUACAAGAUGUUGGGACUGAUAUCUUGCCUGGGGUAAUAAUUGUUUGUGGAGGAUCAUAUAGACGUGGUAAAGCAUCUUGUGGUGACAUGGAUAUUAUUAUAACUCAUCCUGAUGGAGAAAGCCAUGUAGGAUUUUUAUCCAAGUUUGUUCAACGGCUGAAGGAAAUUAACUUUUUGAGGGAGGAUCUUAUCUUUAGCAUACACAGUGUUGAUGGAACUGAUAGCGGGGUCGACACAUACUUUGGUCUUUGCACGUACCCUGGGCGUGAGCUGCGGCACCGUAUCGACUUAAAGGUAUACCCGAGGAACAGAUAUGCAUGUGGUCUGUUUCAUUGGACUGGAAAUGAUGUACUCAAUCGGCGAUUAAGGCUACUAGCAGAUUCUAAGGGAUAUGUACUUGACGAUACUGGAUUAUAUCUAGCUACACGUGGCAGUGGUGGAAAGCAUGCUGGCAGAUCAGACGCCAUAGUUAACUGUCACACCGAGAAGGAUGUGUUCGAGACGCUUGGAUUCCCUUGGCUGGAACCCCAUGAGCGCAACCUUUAG
Miscanthus lutarioriparius is the source of this 1659-nucleotide messenger RNA. NCBI's taxonomy places the organism in Eukaryota, Viridiplantae, Streptophyta, Magnoliopsida, Poales, Poaceae. The record is from the annotation of a GenBank genome assembly.